AUGGCGUCCGCAGUUUCCUCCACGAAUGGUGUGGUCACCGAUGAAGAAGAAUCUGAGAACCAACCACACUCUUCCUUGCUCACUUGUUCCUUUAACCAAGAUGGAGGCUGUUUGGCCAUUGGAACCACCACAGGCUUUUCUGUGCACAAUCUCCACCCUCAGUAUGCUGUCUCGGUCAGAAGGGAUCUCCAAGGAGGAAUUGGCCUAGUGGAAAUGCUAUUUCGAUGUAAUCUCAUGGCCCUGGUGGGUGGAGGCCCCUCCCCUCAAGCUCCUCCUCAUCGUGUGGUACGUGUAUCUCCUCUCUUUUUUUGGACUGACAGUGUUGAGGUCGCUUCGGGCAGCUUCCGUUUGUUUUUCGGUUCGGGCUUCGACGUCAUGUACGUGAUCGACCUCCAAUCAGUCACGAGAGGAGAGAAGGCCUCAGGGCAUCAUCUGGCGAUGAUGACCGCCUUCAUGACCUCCCCAAAGUAA
Molecule: messenger RNA, 471 nt
Organism: Seminavis robusta
Lineage: Eukaryota; Bacillariophyta; Bacillariophyceae; Naviculales; Naviculaceae
Source: the annotation of a GenBank genome assembly